AUGGCGGCCCAGGAUGCUGAAACUGCCACGAAUUUGGUACAGGAUUGUCUGGAGGCUGCCAGCAAGGGCAUACAGGACUUCACUGGAAAGAAAGACUACAAGUUUGGAGACAUCACGAAAGCUGCAAUGUCCAGAUUUGCAACCGGUCUGACAUCCAGUGUCAGCUCCUACACUGGCAAGGAGAACUACGAGUUUGGCGACAUCACAAAAGCUACGGUCUCAAAGUUCACCGGGAAAGAGGACUACCAAUUCGGAGACAUCACCAAAGCUGCUGCAGAUAGGAUGUCCGGUGCGGCAAGCUCGGCAGUCAAGCAGAUCACCGG
Molecule: messenger RNA, 323 nt
Organism: Symbiodinium pilosum
Lineage: Eukaryota; Dinophyceae; Suessiales; Symbiodiniaceae
Source: the annotation of a GenBank genome assembly